UAGUAUGGAUUUUCAAAUAAAAAUGUGAUUUAUUUUUUUUCUUUUGAACAUUUUUUUUUCUUGUUAAGUUUGGGAUACAUUUGGUAAAUGAUGUUAUCAUUGUAGCUUUGUUUGUGGUGCUCCAUUCUCAGGAAAUCAGAUUUGUUCAACUGCAAAUGCCCUGUGGCUACUGGCAGCAUUUUGCAUAGCUAAGAGGAGGCUGAGUAGGAGUAUGGCUAAAGGCAUUGCAUUGGCUCUAAUGUUUUACAGACCUGGGGCCGUAAAUUAAAUCUGAGAAGAAUGCAAAAAAUGCCAAAGUCAAAACUCCACCUAAGUAUCUCUUCUUGUUGCAGUAAAAAACCAGCAAGCUGAAACAUAUACAGAAUCAUGUACUAUUGGGAUGGGGCUUUACAGUCAGAAAAAUGUGUCCACCUGAUGUAUGCAGUGAAUGGAACAACAGUGGUUCCCCUUUGUCAGCCUAGUGAAUCAUCAGAAAACUGCACAACAGCCAUGGUGCAAACCACACACAGCCCUAAACCAGUACCAAUGAAAAUAGGCAAGUGCCAAAUGGAAAUGGAAAGUUUUUGUUGGAACGGGCAGUGCAUGUACCUUGUGGACCUUGAUGAACAUUAUUGCCGGUGUGAAAAGGGAUAUACUGGAAUUCGUUGUUCACAUGCUGAACUUAUCUACCAGCCUAUGAACCAGGAGUAUCUGGCAAUAACACUAUUCUUGUCAUCCUUACUGCUUUUGGCAGUUGUAGUGGCUGCAUUUUUUGCAUACAAAUGGUACAAGACAAAAAAAGCUGAACUUCCUCACAAUGAAUAUAAAGAAGUCUCCAUCCAGAAUCUAUAGAAUUUCCCGUUGCAUUCAUUUCUAUUUCCUAUUUUUUAACAGUUCGUUAUUUAUUCUGCAUAAUAUAUUACAUGCUUUGUUAGGUCAAAGUAAAUGUUGAAAUAUACUUACUUAAUUGUAUAUAUAUUUAUACAUGUCUUACAACAUGUAAUUCCCUUGUAUGUAAUUUUUUUUACAACAUUAAUUUUUUUUACUGCACAAUAUUUAUGUACUUUUUUGUGUUUUAUAAAUAUAUUUAAUUUUUCUUUUUAAAGAGUCUAGUUAGUUCUGUGGGUUUGGUACAUAAACUGACGUGUAACAUUGUCACGUAACAAAGUUGAAUAAAAGGCAUUACACAUUUAAUUAUUUAAAAUAUCAAAGGAUUUUUACUGGUUGCCAAUAAUGGUUCAGAAUGAAAGUGCAGGGAAAGACUUUUCAUUUUCAGUACACAAUUAUCAUUUAUUUGAUCAGUUUUCUGUUUUUAUUAUUAAGUAUUUGUAGGUCUGCUGUUGUAGCUGUGUCACAGCCUUUUACUUAUUAAAGUAAAUCAUACCAUGUAUGUAAGGUUAAGAGCAUUACAUACCCGAGUAUUGUUUCUAAAAUGCUGUGUCAAGUUGAUUUGUGGCAUCUGUUACAUUACAUAUAUGGGCAUAUUUAUUAUUGUGUGUAAGCCAAGAUCACUGGUGAUGUUGUCCAUACCAACUAUUAAAAUAUUUGCUUUUGCUUAUACCUAUCGUAUAGGUGACUGUUGAAAUCUAAUUGCUGAUUGGUUACUAUGGGCAACAUCACCGGUGAUCUGGGCUUAAGCAUGAUAAUGAAUAUGCCCCAUAGUGUAGGAAAGGGUAUAACAUUCUUUUCUACUAGCAAGUAAUUUACAAUCAAGAAAAAAAAA
Xenopus tropicalis (tropical clawed frog) is the source of this 1702-nucleotide messenger RNA. RefSeq names its product epiregulin (gene ereg). The record is from RefSeq and is a predicted model, not a curated record. Gene Ontology annotation, molecular function: zinc ion binding; receptor ligand activity. The coding region runs from base 367 to 831 and encodes 154 amino acids. Gene Ontology annotation, cellular component: extracellular region; plasma membrane. Lineage: Eukaryota; Metazoa; Chordata; Amphibia; Anura; Pipidae. The transcript is spliced from 5 exons. Gene Ontology annotation, biological process: positive regulation of DNA replication; animal organ development; positive regulation of multicellular organismal process.